Molecule: messenger RNA, 705 nt
Organism: Parascedosporium putredinis
Lineage: Eukaryota; Fungi; Ascomycota; Sordariomycetes; Microascales; Microascaceae
Source: the annotation of a GenBank genome assembly
AUGGAGCACCGGUCCGACUUUGUCCGCGUCCGGGCCGUCGCGGACUUUGGCGGCACCUACAUCGACUUUGACGUGCACGCCCUCCACGACAUCGGAAGUCUUCGGCGCUCGGGCUUCCGCGCCGUGGUCGGCCGGCAGGCCGAAGGUGGCGUCAACAGCGGCGUCUUCAUGUCGGCGAAAAACAGCGCGCUCAUCUCGCUCUGGGUCGAGGGGAUGCACGCCGCGUACACCGGCGGCUGGACCAUCCACAGCAACGACGUGCUCACCCGCAUCAGCGAGCAGCUCGCCACCGUGCCUGACGAGGUGCUCGUCCUCGAGCAGCCCGCCUUCAACCCGGGGAGCUGGUACGAGCAGGACCAGAUGGAUCUCUGGCUCAACCGGGAGGACGCCCCGUCCAAUCUGAACGACAACUUUGCCGAGGGCGACCCGCUCCUGGACUACGCGACGGCGCCGGUGCUCGACCGCUGGAAGGCCGACGACAAGGACGACCCCGACCGGCCGAGUUGGGCGUGGAGCUGGUCUCAGUCCUACGUGCUCCACGCCUUCUCGCCCCGGUUUGUCAGCGACCGCAAAGUUUUCCCCAAAGUCACGCCGCGCUACGUGCUCGAGAGGCGAAGCAAUUUUGCGCGCGCCGUGUACCCGGUUGCUAAGUUGAUGUACGAGCAAGGCCUCAUUAGCCUCAACGACACUCUCUCGGGUCUGUAG